CGGCACAAGUAAUAAUAAAUUACUGCAUCUUAGAGGUAUGGACAGACAUACAUAUACGGUGGUGUCGGUAGGUUUUUGGGUACUUCUUAGGCCAACUGCCAAUAAAAAAGGUAUUUACCAGUGUGGAGUGAGGGCGUGUUACAAAGCCACUGUUUGCUAUAUCAAGCUACAGGAUAAUACUUAUGUGGACUUGAAAUUUUAUCUAAAAAUCUACUUGAAAUACUUUGAUGUAAAGGUUAACUUCGGAAAAUGGGUAAUGCAGGAAGUACACACCGUCUAAAUUUAGAGGAUGUCAACAGUGAAAUACAUUCCUAUUAUAAGCAACAGCAGAUGCGACGGGCAUUGAAAUGUCAACAGAUUCUCCAAACUCGAUGUGACAAUGAUAAUAGAGGGCAUUGGACGCAUUCAUUACCAAAUCUGAUCAAUAAUGAUUCCGUGGCUACAGCUGAUUUCGAUCGUGAUAUUCUGGAAUCGACAGCCACGCUGACGCCAAAUUGUAAAGUGUUACCGCAACUAAAUGAACGUCUCAAGCUACGCGCAACAGCAAACGGCACCAUACUCUAUUCAGGCGGAACCAUUAGUGGGAAGCGCGAACAACCCCCUUCAACGGCCAAAACUCCAGCCAUCUCACAAAAGCCACAGCCUCCGUCAGAUUUAAAACAGCAUUCUAGGAAUUUUAUAAACGAUGAUUUGAAACACAAGACUUGGAAGUACACGCAACCAAUGCAACAAAAGUCAGAGGAGAAUCAUGCAUCUCAAUAUCAACGACAGUCCAUUCCAGCGUUUCGACGCUCGCAAACCCUUUUACAUCUUCCCUAUGGCACUAAAAAAACAGUAGACUCCAUUAACGAAAGCGGGCCCAGUAAGAAGGAAAAUAAUUGGGGUACAUCUAAUACAUCCACGACUACGGCUGCAACGUCAGUAGCUCAGAAUAUAAAGCAUCAUGCCCGAAAAGAUAGUGCAGUACAGGAAAAUAUUGUAAAGUUAAAUAAAUACAAUAAAAAGCGAAAAGCUCCUGCAGCACCGCCUUCUUCAGCUGUAUCGGGUAGUUCAGUUGUAGAUUGCUCGACAACUAUAAAAUGCCAGUUGAACACCAGUAUUACCGCAUCGAGUACUGCAGCAGAGUGUAAUGAAACAUAUUCGGGGACAAAUGAGUUGAUAGCGAACGAGCGAAUGGUCUUGGCGGAUAAAGAUGCACUAGAGAACAAACAAAAGCUAACCAAAUCUAGAUUGUUUCGAUCUAACGCCAAAGUUUCACAGCUCAGGAUGAUUGGAAAAUUGCAAGAACAACUUGUACAAACUCAGCAGCACCUUUUAGAUACGUCAUUAAAACUGUCACCCCAACGCCUUACACCGAUUGCAGCAUCAACAGCAAAGCCUGACAGCUACCUGCGAAGGGAGAAGAGUUCGGACGCUAUUUUGCUACCGCAUCGGAAUGCGCAAACGAAAAAACCCGACAUUCCGGCGACGGCAGCGAAGGCAAAGUUACCAACCACAAUAUCAACUGAAUUGGACACAAACAAUCAGAAACACAUAAUCCCUGAGCAAAAGUUGCCGCCCUCAAAGAUACCGCAGUUGAAUCGAACAUUCCACUUCGGUAUGGGUUUCAGUACUACAGAGCUUACAACUGGAGCUGCGACAAAUAUAGCUGAAAAUGGAGGUAAGAAAGGUGAGCAAUUGAAGGGGAACACUAAGCAAUUGUGUAAAAAAUCCGAAUUAAGUGUAGAUUCUGCAAUAAACACGAAAAGAUUUUCAGCAGAUGUAGAACCUUCAGUGGCCUUAACAGCUGCACACGUGGUCAGUUACUAUAAACUUCAUACAGCCAGCGACGCCAAGCCUAUUGUGGACAAUGGUCUGUUUAUUCAAUUGCGGCCAAACCUACCGCGCCGGCAACCGAAUACGCCGAGCUUUAGUCCAGUGGCAGCGUGGCGUACGUUGGUUGAUGAACAGCAUCGACAAGAGCAACAAAAGCUACAGAAAAACUGCGAAGUAUAUCAUAAAAUGAAUAAUAAUAGCGGGUAUAAAAACGAGAAUGAGCAGAAGUCCGCAUUGCUGCCUUACCUCACUUGUGGUGCUGCAGGUGAGGAGGGUAGUGCAGGAAUUCUUGAACGUGUAGAGAAAGAAAGUGCUAGAAAACAAAAAGAAGCGCCCGCACAGUUAACAUGCAAUAUAAGUAAACGUGGAGCUAAUCAAGGACGCAAUAUUACGACAUUUCUGACCACGUGGACGCCUCAACAAGACUUAGGAGAUUAUAACGAUUGUGACUGUGACGAAGGUAUAAUGGAUGAUGUUGAAAAUUCUGCGGAUUAUGCCCACGAUGUUGUUAUUCAGCACGCAAACGGUCCACAACAGAACACUGAGGGCGUUGAAGUAAGCGAGCAUAAUGGAAAUUUAGAGGGAAAAGGAGAGGCACCAGCGGCUGGCCAAGGUCAAGGUAGUACUGUUGUCUCACCAGGUAUGCAUGUUUUCAGUUUGUCACUCCCACGUGAUGUGCACACCCAAUCACAUCGCGAAUUCUUGCAUACGACAAACACAUCAUCAACUCUCCCCAAAGAGCCAGCACGUAGUGCGAAUACUGUACCCAUUAAUGCCACUUCCAAAACAACUUUGCUGAAGCCUAAAUGUUGCUGUUUCAAAAGUAGUAAGAGAGCUCAGCUGCAGGCCCUGCCGAUAGCCGUUGAUGGGACAGCAGAACUAGAAAUCGUUUGCCCGCUGCAUGGUGGAAGACUUAGUGGUAUUGGCAGCGGUGGUCCCCUAAUUUCUGUUAGCGAUAACUGGGUGUUGCAUAGAGCGAACAGCGCUGCAAGUAAACCUUUGACUGCUUGCCGAAUUUCAGGCAAUAAAAGUCAUGGAAAAUGGGAUGCUGAUGUAGAACCCAUAUCGUUAACGUAUUUGACAGCAGGAAAACAUGUUAUGUAUUUACCCGGUAAAGAGCGAAAUAAUACUACCGAUUUUUGUGGCGAUGACAUAAGUGCUAGUAGCCGAGAAGUUCAACAGAACCAGUUAAAACAACAACGUCGCCAAAGGCCAAUACGACAAAAUUUGCAUGAUGUAUCACCGGUUCCCGGUAAAUUUACAUCAAAAACAUCACAUACACGAAUGAAAGACUCGGUUGGUUACGCAGCAUCGAAUGGUUUCGAAAGGUCACAGAGAUUUACUUUUCAAAGUACAAUACGUUUGCUAGAAAAACAGCGUUUAGCUGAACGGCUUGUCAAAGAUGCUGAGCUGCGGGAGGCGCAACGGAAAACUGAAUUGGAAGCGAUGAACCGUUUUUCAGAAUAUGGUCACCUAAAUUAUAAAUGCGACGAAAUGGGAUCAGCUGCUUUCGAUACCGCUCUAAUUCAGUUGAAGUAAGCAAAAUAUCAAAUAUUUUGUUUCAAGCAUAUGAAAGGUAAAAACAUGGCUGCGCUCCACAACAAGCGUAAAUCAACUUAACGGUAAUAAUUUUUAUAAAUUAUCAGUUGAAUUUCUUAUAAAAUUUAGGUUUAUGCAUCUUAAGCGUGCAUCGAAAUUUUGUUUUAGAGAAUCAAUGUGACAUAAUUGAAAAAACGAAUGACCGGUUUGCUGAGCAACCGAGACGAUUGCUUUUAAAUAAUUCUGUAAAACAAAUCAGCAAGUACAUAAGUAUGUAUGUAUUAACUUUACAUUUAUUAAUUUUUUAUAAGCCUGUUAUACAUAUUUUUGUAGUAAGAAAAGAGUAGUCAU
This is a messenger RNA of Rhagoletis pomonella (apple maggot), 3705 nucleotides long. RefSeq lists its product as uncharacterized. Bases 250 to 3354 code for a protein of 1034 amino acids. The transcript has 4 exons. NCBI's taxonomy places the organism in Eukaryota, Metazoa, Arthropoda, Insecta, Diptera, Tephritidae. The record is from RefSeq and is a predicted model, not a curated record.